Molecule: messenger RNA, 5330 nt
Organism: Symphalangus syndactylus (siamang)
Lineage: Eukaryota; Metazoa; Chordata; Mammalia; Primates; Hylobatidae
Gene: GALNS
Product: galactosamine (N-acetyl)-6-sulfatase
Molecular function (GO): N-acetylgalactosamine-6-sulfatase activity; arylsulfatase activity
Source: RefSeq, a predicted model, not a curated record
ACGUGGUCAUCCAGGCCCCGCCCCGCAGCCCAGCCGGAAGGGCCGGCGGACGUUCGCUAGGUCGGCUCGCUGGCCCGGGCUCCGCGGCUCCCGUGGUUGCCAUGGCGGCGGUUGUCGCAGCGACGAGCUGGUGGCGGCUGUUGCUGGUGCUCAGCGCCGCGGGGAUGGGGGCCUCGGGCGCCCCGCAGCCCCCCAACAUCCUGCUCCUGCUCAUGGACGACAUGGGAUGGGGCGACCUCGGGGUGUAUGGAGAGCCCUCCAGAGAGACCCCUAAUUUGGACCGGAUGGCUGCAGAAGGGAUGCUUUUCCCAAACUUCUAUUCUGCCAACCCUCUGUGCUCGCCAUCCAGGGCGGCACUGCUCACAGGACGGCUGCCCAUCCGCAAUGGCUUCUACACCACCAACGCCCACGCCAGAAACGCCUACACACCGCAGGAGAUCGUGGGCGGCGUCCCAGACUCGGAGCAGCUGCUGCCGGAGCUUCUGAAGAAGGCCGGCUACGUCAGCAAGAUCGUCGGCAAGUGGCAUCUGGGUCACAGGCCCCAGUUCCACCCCCUGAAGCACGGAUUUGAUGAGUGGUUUGGAUCCCCCAACUGCCACUUUGGACCUUAUGACAACAAGGCCAGGCCCAACAUCCCUGUGUACAGGGACUGGGAGAUGGUUGGCAGAUACUAUGAAGAAUUUCCUAUUAAUCUGAAGACAGGGGAAGCCAACCUCACCCAGAUCUACCUGCAGGAAGCCCUGGACUUCAUUAAGAGACAGGCGCGGCGCCACCCCUUCUUCCUCUACUGGGCUGUCGACGCCACGCACGCACCCGUCUAUGCCUCCAAACCCUUCUUGGGCACCAGUCAGCGAGGGCGGUAUGGAGACGCCAUCCGGGAGAUUGAUGACAGCAUUGGGAAGAUGCUGGAGCUCCUCCACAGCUUGCACAUCGCGGACGACACCUUCGUCUUCUUCACAUCGGACAACGGCGCUGCCCUCAUUUCCGCCCCCGAACAAGGUGGCAGCAACGGCCCCUUUCUGUGUGGGAAGCAAACCACGUUUGAAGGAGGGAUGAGGGAGCCUGCCCUCGCAUGGUGGCCGGGGCACAUCGCCGCAGGCCAGGUGAGCCACCAGCUGGGCAGCAUCAUGGACCUCUUCACCACCAGCUUGGCCCUUGCGGGCUUGACACCGCCCAGCGACAGGGCCAUUGAUGGCCUCAGCCUCCUUCCUACCCUCCUGCAGGGCCAGCUGAUGGACAGGCCCGUCUUCUAUUACCGUGGCGACACACUGAUGGCGGCCACCCUCGGGCAGCACAAGGCUCACUUCUGGACCUGGACCAACUCCUGGGAGAACUUCAGACAGGGCAUCGAUUUCUGCCCUGGGCAGAACGUUUCAGGGGUCACGACUCACAACCUGGAAGACCACACGAAGCUGCCCCUGAUCUUCCACCUGGGACGGGACCCAGGGGAGAGGUUCCCCCUCAGCUUUGUCAGCGCCGAGUACCAGGAGGCCCUCGGCAGGAUCGCGUCAGUCGUCCAGCAGCACCAGGAGGCCUUGGUCCCCGGGCAGCCCCAGCUCAACGUGUGCAACUGGGCGGUCAUGCCCCAGGGACCUUCGCGUCAGACCUGAUCCCACUCAUAGGCACCCAGAGCAGCACCUCCGUGCGGCCUGACAAGACCAGGCCUUGUUCACCUCCAGUAGAGAAACGGCCUCAUCACACCAGCAUCAGCCAGAAACACAAGCACAGACGUGCCUCCAAAGUUUCACUGAAGUCUGUGUUCAAGCCACAAAGGAUGCGUCUCCUUGUCCAGCCCUGGGGCUGCAGCAGUCAGGGCCUCUCAGGAGCAGCUUUUCUAUCCCCUGCUUGGGGGUCCCAUGGGGUGGUGUGUGGACGGCCCAGCCAUCCCGCGUGUGCAGUGGCCGCAAAGGCAUGUUUCCCAGCACAGCUGAUGUGGGUCCCGGCAGGGCAGGCCUUCACAGCUCCUUCAGUUGGGACACAUGCGGCGCUCACUCCAGUCGGCAAAAACGGGCCACACAGAGGUCUGCAGUGUCGCUCCUGGAUGCCCAGAGCCCACCCAGCACAGUGGAGAUGGCCGAGCCUCGAGGCCCCUGGGCCCCUGGGCCCCUGGGCCGUCGCUCACCUGUUUACACGGGCUGGGCGUUGCUGCCCACAGCCCCUGGAUCCGCCGAGUGAAACCGCAGGAUUCGGGAAGAGGGCCCCUCGGCAGCUGCAGACUUCAGCCUGGGCUUCUGCUGUGCGGGCGAAAAGGCCCAGUUGAAGCCUUUUUCCAGGGCCAGACCCGGCUGCAGCGUGGGAGCUGCUGGGUGCCCGCCGUGCCGUGGGAAGGAAGGUGGUGGCCCUGAACAGCCAGGGAGCCACAGCGUGGGCCGGCGCGUGUAACAGGAGAGCACCGGACAUCGGGAGCACCUCCCAGCAGUGAGGACCAUGGAGGGCAGAUGGCCUUGUCCCUGCCCAGGGACGGUCCACCCUGCAGGGGUUCUUUAGGACUGGGCAGGGCCACCUCCGUUAGUUGUGGGGCGGGGGGGGGUGCCUGGCAAGUUUCAUAGGAAGAUAUUCAGGGCCAUUCCUUCAAAGGGACCUGGGCAGCUGGCGUCCCCGCCUCUGGACUCAGUGGUGGAGCAGCCAGGUCCCUGUCUCAGGACCCCUGAGUCUCGGGCCCCGGUAGCCCAGGGCCGCCAGCCAUGGAGGAGCCCUGGCCUUCUGCCCUCCACACCCAAUCCCAGUCCGUGCUGCUGGGUCCUUCUCUACGACCCAGGCUGCAGUGGCUCCCCGGGCGCAGGCCACACCAGCCAUGGAGACAGUGGGCACAGGGCAGGGGAGGUGGCGCACACGGCCUGGCUGCCGCUGCCAUCUCCUGGGCACUGGGGGAACUGCCCCCACCGCCACACCUGUGCCCUCUGCAGGGGGAAAAGUGGUGCCAACUCAGACCUGGCGAGCUGCGCCACUGGGGUCUGAGGGGCCCAGACACCACCGUGAGCAGAGCCACGGGAGAGAUGCACAGACACGCGUGUGAAGCCUGGAGGCCACUCACCCUCCUCACCCCUUCCCUGCCCUCUGUCCCCGCCAACUCCAGGCCAGCCCCAGGCCAGGGGCUCAGUGGUGUCUCUGGCACAGAGGAGAGGGAGUCUGGCCACCUGGACCCCUGCUCCUGGGACAGCUGAGCAGCCUUCGAGAAAUGCAGAUCCCCCACCCAGACACACACACACCCUGCGGCUGCCUCUGCUGCCCCUGGAGUUUGGGAGCAGCUUCCUCACCCAAACCCACCCCUGCUCUGGUGGCCAAGGGGGCAGGGACACUCAUGUGGCAUCCCCGGCUGCCGCCCAGGGCUGGAGAGUGUCCUUAGUCCUCUGAGCAGCACCCAGAAUCCAAAGUCUGUCCCAGGAAAGUGCCCUCAGGGUCAUGCGGCAUCUGACGUGGCACAGAGGUGGCCUGGACGAGGACACAGAAUCAUACUGCACUCAUUUCAGCCAAGAAGGCUCCUCUUAGCGGCAUAAGUCUCCCUUUCUGUUGCCAGGAAAAGUGCCCUCCCACCAAGCAAGGCUUCCACUAAGCGAGGCUGCGCUGUGAGGUCCACACACACCCAGGUGGUGGAGGGGUGCAGGCUCCGCUCAGCACUGCACUGAACUGAGCCCAGCGGUGCAGUAGGGACCGGCUCCUCCCUGGGAAAGCCUUCUUGAGAGGCUGAAGCUGCAGGAGAGGGUGAUGAGUUGAGAGGCUCAGGGUGGGCCCUCCUGGGAGGACUGCCUGCCCUUUCUAACACCACUGGCCACACGGAGGUCCUCAGCCACUUGGCAGCUGCAUCCCCCAUACCCGGGACCUCCCCGCCAAGUUCUCAUUCCUCCAACCGCAGCCUUCAGAGCUGAGAGGCCGAGUCGAGAGGGCGCCAUCUCCUGAGUUCCCAUGAUUCCGGGGGAGGCGUCUGUGUAGCUGCCCACCUGGACCGAGGUGGUCUCCACUGAGGCCAAUGGGAUGGGAGUCCGGGGUUGACCUGGGCAGGGGACACAUGAAAACUGCUCGAGGCCAAGCGCGGUGGCUCACGCCUAUAACCCCAGCACUUUGGGAGGCCGAGGCAGGCGGAUCAUCUGAGGUCAGAAGUUUGAGACCAGCCUGGCCAACUUGGGAAACCCUUGUCUCUACUAAAAAUACAAAAAUGGUUGGGCGUGGUGGCUCACACCUGUAAUCCCAGCACCUUGGGAGGCCAAGGCAGGUGGAUCACGAGGUCAGGAGUUCAAGACCAGUCUGGUCAAGAUGAUGAAACCCCAUCUCUACUAAAAAUACAAAAAUUAGCCAGGCGUGGUGGCACGUGCCUGUAAUCCCAGCAGCUGCUCAGGAGGCUGGCUGAGGCAGGAGAAUCUCUUGAACCCGGAAGGCAGAGGUUGCAGUGAGCCAAGAUCGUGCCACUGAACUCCAGCCUGGGUGACAGAGCAAGACUGUCUCAAAACAGAACAGCAACAACAAAAUGCUCGUUGCUGCUGGGUCCACAGAGCUUGGAAUAACUGCAUGUUCUUUUUCUCAAUUUUCAUUUCCCAGAACUGGGCACCUCCGGGCUGUGAAAAGUUAGGGAAAUGUCUGACUCCUCCAGAAUCCAUUCCCAAGAAGUGCCUCUGGUCCCACUAGCGCCUGCGCGGACCCAGGCCAGGCCUGGAAUCUCCGGUUGGCCCUGCAAGUGCCUGGAGGGAGGACGGCUCUGGCCUCGGUGCUCCCCCAACCCUGCCCAAGCCAGACAGACGGCACCUGCAGACGCAGAGGCCCUGCACAGCUCCACCUGCAGGAACGGACCCUGCAGACGCGGGGGGGCUGCACAGCUCCACCUGCCGGACCUGACCCUGGGGUGUGCUCGGCCUUCCUCGCCCACGUCGCCUCAGGCCUCAGGACCCUGCCGUCUCACGCCUUUGUGAACCCCAAAUAUCUGAGACAGGUCUCAGUUUAUUUUGCCAAGGUUAAGGAUGCGCCCAUGACAGCCUCAGGAGGUCCUGACAACAGGUGCCCGAGGUGGCUGGGGAUACAGUUUGCCUUUAUACAUCUUAGGGAUACGUAAGAUCAGUACGUGUGUGACGUACAUUGGUUCAGUCAGCCUUCCACUGAAUACACGAUUGAGUCUGGCCCAGUGAAUCCGCAUUUUUAUGUAAACAAUAAGGGAAUGGAGCAAUCAGAUAAGCGUUUGUCUCAGGGAAGCCCCAGAGGGAUGACUUCCAGUUCUGUCUGUCCUUUGUCCACAAGGAAUUUCCUUGGGCGCUAAUUAUGAGGGAGGCGUGUAGCUUCUUAUCAUUGUAGCUAUGUCAUGUAGAAAUAAAACGGGAGGCAGGUUUGCCUAAUUCCCUGCUUGA